UUGUUGGAAUUUUUCAGUUUACAAAUUGAGAUGAAGUUCGCAUCAAAUUUAUAUUCUUGAAUGUUAAAUUUAUUUCUUGAAUUCUUGUUACAUUCUUGAACGAAAUUUAAGAAAAUUAAAAUAAAUAUUACAAAUUUUCUUGCCGAAUUGGAAUUUGGAAUUUCAGAACCCAAUGGAUGAUUUCAAUAAUUAUUUGCAUAAAAAAUUUGGGAAAAAGCGUAUAGGUCAGCCUGUACCGCCAGUGGAAACAGAGACUGAGAAAGCUGAUGAAGAUUGCGUGUUCGUUCAAGAAUUCAAGUUACCUCAAGUAUUCCCUUGCAAUGGACAAAUAAAAUCCCCUUUUCACCCACUAAUGUCAUUUCCAUACAAUAUGUCACGUUUAUUUUUGUGUAAUAAGGGUAUUAAUUGUCGAAACAAUCAUUUUAACAAUAUUGGAUUAAAUAGAACUGGCAAUAUUUUCAACAACAUUGGGUUAAAUCAGACUGCUAAUCAUUUCAACAAUGUCGGAUUAAAUUUGACUACAAAUUUAAACAAGUACAAUUCAGAUAGCAUUCAAACUACAGUAUUAAAUGAAGCAAAUGAUUCUCUGCUCGAAGGUAUAAAUUCUGAGUCAGCAUACAUUGAAGAUUUAUUAAAAUAUCACUCAAAUAUGGUUCGAAGCUUUAAAACAAAAACCAGAACUGCAAAAGACCAGUUAAGAAGGGAUCAAAAUACUAUUUUAUGUCGUAUUUAUAGAAGACGUAAAAAAAUUGAGAAUCUGGAAUUGGAAUAUGAAAUUGAGUGUCUCAAAAAUCAUUAUUUAAAAAUAAUGAAAGAGCGUACAAGAUGCUAUCACUAUACCAAUGAACUGUUAAGACUCAUACAAGUAAAAUUAAUUAUUUUAACGAAAUUUAAAAAUAAUCCGCAUUGUGCAGAACCAGAACAGUGAAUUAUUUUCUUAUUUCUUAUUUAAUAUUUAAUAUUUUUUUUUGUUUUUAAUUUUUUGAAAUUAAAAUUAAUAUGAAUAUGUAUGUUAUUAACUUAGUAUUAAAGCAAAUUGAAUAAAGAAUAAUUUUUAGUUAAAGAUAUAUCUGAGCAAAUAAAAUGUU
Condylostylus longicornis is the source of this 1088-nucleotide messenger RNA. Its product is annotated as probable basic-leucine zipper transcription factor G. The record is from RefSeq and is a predicted model, not a curated record. The transcript has 2 exons. NCBI's taxonomy places the organism in Eukaryota, Metazoa, Arthropoda, Insecta, Diptera, Dolichopodidae. Bases 173 to 928 code for a protein of 251 amino acids.